Xiphophorus maculatus (southern platyfish) is the source of this 1361-nucleotide messenger RNA. It is a transcript of the gene mettl26, whose product is annotated as methyltransferase like 26. The record is from RefSeq and is a predicted model, not a curated record. NCBI's taxonomy places the organism in Eukaryota, Metazoa, Chordata, Actinopteri, Cyprinodontiformes, Poeciliidae. The transcript has 6 exons. The coding region runs from base 1 to 765 and encodes 254 amino acids.
AUGCGAAUGCGGAAGUUGGGAGUUGAAGUGAGAAACCUACACAUUCGUGGGUGUAUUGAGUGGGGUGCAUCUCUACUGGGCCAGCUGGAGUGGUUACAUAAACUCUACUCGAUAACUCGACGCCUGAAUCCGGGCUUUGGCACGAUGCUGAACGCCGCCGCGGCAGAGAGGAACAAGGAGCCUAUUCUGUCGGUGCUCCGGGACAGCGUUAACACUGAGAGACCCCUGCAGGCUCUGGAGAUAUCCUCUGGCACCGGGCAGCAUGUCGUUCACUUUGCACAGACUUUGAGAAAUAUCACCUGGCAGCCGUCUGAGUACGACCGCCAGUCUCUUGCCAGUAUAGAAGCCUACAGGUCUCACUAUCAGCUGCACAAUGUGAAGCCUGCCGUCUACCUGGAUGCUUCUCGGCCUCAUCAGGGUUGGGCAGGGAUUCAGCCUGAAAGCCUUGACCUGGUGCUCAACAUCAACAUGAUCCAUAUUUCUCCCUUGUCCUGCACAGAGGGAUUAUUCAGAGGGGCUGGAGUGCUGCUGAAGCCACAGGGUCUUCUGUUGACAUACGGGCCAUAUGCAGUGAAUGGCCAGAUCACCCCUCAAAGCAACGUGGACUUUGACUACAGCCUAAGGCAAAGGAAUCCAGAAUGGGGACUGAAGGAUAUCUCAUUUCUCAAUUCUGUGGCACAAAAAAAUGGUUUAUUCCUAGAGAAAAUUGUGGAGAUGCCAGCAAACAACAAAUGCCUUCUCUUCAGGAAAGAGAGUUUGGUGUGAGGUUUCCCGGUGACCCAUCUCUGAGGCGAAGAAUGGUCAAAACGCCUUAAUUUCCACUUUAAUCGUUGUAUAACCUAGCACACAUUAUUUCAAUCUUAAUUGUUAUUCUAUCUAUGUCAAACUGUUGAGUACUGUACAGUUGAACACUUACAUGAAGUUUAUUUUUAUCAUCCUAGGAAAGACAAAUGUUAUAUUAGUAACUAAGCAUAAGUGCUUUUUAGAGGUAGAUAACCUAGAAUAUACAGUACAUGACUAGAGGGGCAAUACACACAAACAAGUUUUUAAGAGCACAUAAAAUAAAGUACAGUCAUACACAACAGUGACCUAUUUUAAAUAUUACAUAAUGGAAUUUACUCAACAUGAUUAAUUUGGUUAGCAGCUAUUUUAGCAGAUUUUUUUUUCAUUUGCCAUUAGAAAAUACAUGUGUCAUAAAAUAGCAUUUUAGUUCUGUAUAAAUUGUCUCACAAUAUCUUAAAUGUCAUAAAAACCUUUGUUGGACUGAAUAUAAACAACUGAUCUUCCUUACUUAAAUAAAUUGGCUGUAGUCACUUAUUUGUGAAAUAAUUAAACGUACCAUUGUGUCCCAGCAAACUUCA